This is a messenger RNA of Bactrocera dorsalis (oriental fruit fly), 1777 nucleotides long. RefSeq names its product caspase Dronc (gene Dronc). The transcript is spliced from 2 exons. The record is from RefSeq and is a predicted model, not a curated record. Gene Ontology annotation, molecular function: cysteine-type endopeptidase activity. Bases 312 to 1598 code for a protein of 428 amino acids. Gene Ontology annotation, biological process: proteolysis. NCBI's taxonomy places the organism in Eukaryota, Metazoa, Arthropoda, Insecta, Diptera, Tephritidae.
UUUAGAAUCUGCUUGAGCACUUGCGAAAUUAUUGUUUUGUGAAAUUGCAAAUUGUGCGAUCCUUUGUUGAUAAUAAGGGAGCAAAAUUUUGUAAAAAAAAAAGGAUAAUUCAAUAACUGUGAAAUUAAUAUAGUGAAUCUUAGCUGCAAAUCGUAUUUGGUGCUUAAUAAUAUAAACAUUUUGCAAGCCUAUAUAUCGAAAUAUUCCCAGGAAUUAGAGCUUUCUUUUCUAGGCCAUUGUCAUUGCCAUUGCUGCCAUUUUAGAAUUGCUGACUAAUUGAAUCUCAUUGUCAACCACUACUAACGCGAAAAAUGGAUGAUAAGCAUCGAAAAAUAAUAAAAGAAAACAUUAAUAAACUUAUUCAGCACACUGAAUUGAAACACCUACUUCCAGCCUGUAGGAGUGAGGGUUUACUUUCAGAGCAAAUGGUUUAUAAUCUUCAUUUGGAUUCUAAAAGUAUGGUAGAUAUUGGAGGAUCCCAAACUUUAGAUCAAAUUAUGCACAAAAAACUCUUUGAUAAAAUUACUCACCGAGGUCCGGAAGCAUUCGAUAAAUUAAAAGCAAUUCUUAAAGAGUUGGACUAUGUUGAAGCGCUGCAAGUUUUAGAAAGACAGAGAGAAUUUAACCCUAUCAGAGAAUAUCGUCAGAAUUUAGCACAAGCUACACAAAGUAUUACAGAGAAACCAGUUGAAUUAAUUCCAGCACAGGCGACUGACAUACCUGACAGCGUGCAUUCAAGGGUUGACGAGAAUUCCACACCUAACAUAACAGAGUUCUUGGAAUCAGUUGAUCCAAAAGUGAAAUAUGAAGUUACAAAAGCCAACCGAAUUAAUACAUGUGAACGAAUUGGAACCUAUAAAAUGCAGUCCAAACAACACAGAGGAGUCCUCUUUAUAGCCAAUUAUAUAAAAUUUAAGACUGAUUAUCGCAAUGGAGCCUCAAAUGAUAGUGAUAUACUCAUAUACGUGUUCAGACAAUUAGGUUUUAAAAUAUUUAUAACCACAAAUGGCUCUAGAGAGCAGUUUUUCGAUUUACUGGAUGCGUUAUUAAAGUCGGAUGAUACACUCAAAACCGAGUCUUUUGUCUUGGCAUUUAUGAGUCAUGGCGAACUCGACGGUAAAAAUGAAGAAGAAGUGGCGUUCAGUGAUGGAUCAUUUGUAAAAGUGCAAGAAGUCAUUGAUCGUUUUUCCAACCGAAGAUGUCCCAAUUUAAUGCAAAAACCAAAGGUUCUUAUUUUUCCAUUUUGCCGUGGUCCUAUGCAAGACAAAGGAAUAAAAGCCAAAACAGAGAGUGACACCAUCGCCUUUACUUCGAAUAAGGAACGCAAUGCAGAGUUGUCGGAUUUACUAAUCUGCUACGCAACUAAUAAAGGAUUCAGAGCUUAUAGAGAUGCGGUUACAGGUUCUUGGUAUAUUCAGGGUCUUUGUAAGGCAAUAGCUGAGCAUGCGCAUGAUACACAUUUCGAAGAUAUAUUAAAAAUUGUUCAAAGAAACAUUGGUGAAAUGAAUUCUGAAAACGGAAGUAUACAAAUGGGUAAUUUCCGUAAUAUCGGUUUUAAUUACAAAUUAUUUUUCAAUCCUGGUCAAUCGCAAGAGUAGCUAGAAGCGAAUAUGAAUGUGUGACUUUUACACACCUAUUAUAAGUAUAAAUUUUGAUAUAUACAUAGUGUUACAUUUUAUAAAAAUUUUGUGUACAUCAUUUUUUACAUAUAUACAACGAAAAUAAAAUGUGAUUUAUAUAUUAGAAUAAAGAUAUUGUUUUUAUAUUAUUGUAUAAA